Messenger RNA from Saccoglossus kowalevskii, 762 nucleotides. RefSeq names its product CD320 antigen-like. Gene Ontology annotation, cellular component: plasma membrane. Gene Ontology annotation, molecular function: protein binding. Lineage: Eukaryota; Metazoa; Hemichordata; Enteropneusta; Harrimaniidae. The record is from RefSeq and is a predicted model, not a curated record.
UGAUCUCGCCUGCCUUUGUGUAGAACGCCACUACAGGUUGAACGCCCCUCGGUAGUUCAGUCUUCCACGCCCUCUCUGCUCAGGUUCACCUAAACACACCGCGCUCCGACAGCGUUGCAGAACAGUUCAUCUACACCAGAAGACACGCACAGCUACAAUAGACACAAUGAUUCGCUCUCUGAUAAUAGUCUCAGUUCUCGUGUACGUGGCAGCAGCAGCCGUGUACCAUGCUAGCGAAACUAAACAAGAAAAGGAAGUGGAUAGUAUUUUACGGGACAUUGAAUUGAAGGAAUUGGAAGGACUUAUGCUUAUUGCAUCUAAGCGUCAAUGGAGUGAAAGCGUAUGCGCACAGGUAAGCGACAGUCGUAAGUUCAACUGUGCCGGUGGCUCACCAGCGUGUAUCCCAAUACGUCACAGAUGUGAUGCUAUAAUUGACUGCGAUGAUGGCUCCGACGAAGUUGGUGACGAAUGCAUAACCAAACACGCGGAGGAUUGCAAAUCCUCAUUCAAAGACAAACAAGAUAAGGGAAUUGAGUGGUUCGAGUGUCGCGACAACGGGAUGUGUUUGGACAAAUGCCGUAAAUGUGAUGGAAUCUGUGAUUGCUUGGACCAGAGUGACGAAAAGGAUUGUGAUCCCAAUGAGAAAAACCCACGAGUGUGUAAAGAAGAAGCUAUUGUUAACAUGUGCCCAUAAAUGAAAACGGUCUUAAAGCGAGGGAGUCGUCACCUGCGCAUGCGUCAGAUGGCCAUAGCGUGUCAAUG